Molecule: messenger RNA, 411 nt
Organism: Tetrapisispora phaffii CBS 4417
Lineage: Eukaryota; Fungi; Ascomycota; Saccharomycetes; Saccharomycetales; Saccharomycetaceae
Product: 40S ribosomal protein eS17
Exons: 2
Coding region: 1-411 (136 amino acids)
Biological process (GO): translation
Cellular component (GO): ribosome
Molecular function (GO): structural constituent of ribosome
Source: RefSeq, a predicted model, not a curated record
AUGGGUAGAGUUAGAACUAAGACCGUCAAAAGAGCUUCCAAGGCUUUAAUUGAAAAGUACUAUCCAAAGUUGACUUUGGAUUUCCAAAUCAACAAGAGAUUAUGUGAUGAAAUUGCUACCAUCCAAUCUAAAAGAUUAAGAAAUAAGAUUGCUGGUUACACUACUCACUUAAUGAAGAGAAUUCAAAAGGGUCCAGUCAGAGGUAUUUCUUUCAAGUUACAAGAAGAAGAAAGAGAAAGAAAGGAUCAAUAUGUUCCAGAAGUCUCAGCUUUAGACUUAUCUCACUCUAAGGGUGUCUUGAACGUCGACAACCAAACCGCUGAUUUAGUUAAAUCUUUAGGUUUAAAAUUACCAUUAUCUGUCGUUUCUGUCUCUGCUAACAACACCAGACGUUUCAGAAGAAGAGCUUAA